This is a messenger RNA of Fukomys damarensis (Damara mole-rat), 2667 nucleotides long. RefSeq names its product protein phosphatase 1 regulatory subunit 16B (gene Ppp1r16b). Gene Ontology annotation, biological process: establishment of endothelial barrier; regulation of sprouting angiogenesis. Gene Ontology annotation, molecular function: protein phosphatase regulator activity; protein binding; enzyme inhibitor activity. The transcript is spliced from 11 exons. The record is from RefSeq and is a predicted model, not a curated record. Bases 1 to 1644 code for a protein of 547 amino acids. Gene Ontology annotation, cellular component: cytoplasm. NCBI's taxonomy places the organism in Eukaryota, Metazoa, Chordata, Mammalia, Rodentia, Bathyergidae.
AUGGCGGCCACUGCCCAGAAGCGCCGGGCCCAGCAGCUGAAGAAGUGGGCGCAGUACGAGCAGGACCUGCAGCACCGUAAGCGCAAGCACGAGCGGAAGCGCAGCGCGGGUGGCCGCCGCAAGAAGGUGUCCUUUGAGGCCUGCGUGGCCCUGCUGGAGGCGUCGCUGCGCAACGACACUGAGGAAGUGCGCUACUUCCUGAAGAAUAAGGUCAGCCCUGAUUUGUGCAAUGAGGAUGGACUCACAGCUCUGCACCAGUGUUGCAUUGACAACUUUGAGGAAAUCGUCAAGUUGCUUCUCUCCCAUGGUGCGAAUGUGAACGCCAAGGACAACGAGCUGUGGACACCCCUGCAUGCUGCAGCCACCUGUGGCCAUACCAACCUGGUGAAGACCCUCGUUCAGUAUGGGGCUGACUUGCUUGCUGUCAACUCUGAUGGGAACAUGCCAUAUGACCUCUGCGAGGAUGAGCCCACCCUGGAUGUCAUCGAGACCUGCAUGGCGUACCAGGGCAUCACCCAAGAGAAAAUCAAUGAGAUGCGGGCUGCUCCAGAGCAGCAGAUGAUCACAGAUAUCCACUGUAUGAUUGCAGCGGGCCAGGAUCUUGACUGGAUAGAUGCCCAGGGUGCCACACUGCUGCACAUAGCUGGAGCUAAUGGAUACCUGCGGGCAGCUGAGCUCCUCCUGGACCAUGGUGUGCGUGUAGAUGUGAAGGACUGGGAUGGCUGGGAGCCCCUGCAUGCUGCUGCCUUCUGGGGACAGAUGCAGAUGGCAGAGCUGUUGGUGUCCCAUGGGGCUAGUCUCAGUGCCAGGACAUCCAUGGAUGAGAUGCCAAUAGACCUGUGUGAGGAGGAGGAGUUCAAGGUCCUCCUGCUGGAGCUCAAACACAAGCAUGAUGUGAUCAUGAAGUCACAGCUGAGGCACAAGUCGUCCCUGAGCCGGAGGACGUCAAGUGCAGGAAGCCGUGGGAAGGUGGUACGUCGAGCCAGCCUAUCGGACAGGACCAACCUGUACAGGAAGGAGUAUGAAGGAGAGGCCAUACUGUGGCAGCAGCGGAGUUCAGCUGAGGACCAGCGCACCGCAACCUACAACGGGGAUAUCAGAGAGACUAGGACAGACCAGGAGAAUAAGGACCCAAACCCCAGGCUGGAGAAGCCCGUGCUGCUCUCAGAGUUUUCUACCAAGAUCUCACGGGGUGAACUGGAUGGGCCCAUUGAGAACGGCCUCCGGGCUCCGGUCAGUGCCUACCAGUAUGCACUGUCCAACGGUGAUGUCUGGAAGGUGCAAGAGGUGCCUGACUACAGCAUGGCCUACAGCAGCCCUGGCAUGGCCGACACCACCCAGCCCUGGAGCGGCUUCAAGGAGCAGAGCCCCCAAACGCUGCUGGAGCUGAAGCGGCAGCGGGCUGCAGCCAAGCUGCUCAGCCACCCCUUCCUGAGCACCCACCUGGGCAGCAGCAUGGCCAGGUCAGGGGAGAGCAGCAGUGAAGGCAAGGCACCCUUGAUUGGAGGCAGAACUUCACCCUACAGCAGCAACGGGACCUCGGUGUAUUACACGGUCACCAGUGGGGAUCCCCCACUCUUAAAAUUCAAAGCCCCCAUAGAGGAGAUGGAGGAGAAGGUCCAUGGCUGCUGCCGUAUCUCCUAGUCUCCUUGUAUGGAAGAGAGAGAUGCCUUGGGAAGGGCCCCUGGAAUCCAGGCCAGCCCAACAGCCCUGGCCGGGGAGGCAUCAGAGGGCAGCUGGGGAGAGGUGGGCUCUGCUUUCCAGAGGAAUGCUGACCCCACUUCCCACCCAGCUGUCCAUAGCAGCCCCAUCCCCCUUGGUUUUGCUUCCUGCUGCAUUGUCUGCCAUUGGAAACCUAGUGGCCCUCACUCAUUCCGCUGACCUAUUUGGGGAGGGCAGGCUUGGGAUCCUGGUUCUGUUCUGGUAAACACUUCUUGGGACCAGUACUCCCAUGUCACACACACACACACACACACACACACACACACACACACACACUCAUAGUCAUGGCACACAUGUAGGGAUGACACAUACCGGGCUUAUCUUGUAGGAAGCAGAUAGGCUGAAAAUGUGUGGGCUAUUUCCAAAGGGAGUGAGGUGAAGAAAUCUUAGCACCUCUGCCAUGUGGCUUAAACAGGGGAGGGGAGGGGCUUGCUCAGUUGAGACCUACAGUCUUGCUUAGAGUCACACCAGAAUGUGGGCCACCAUCCACAUCUGGUAGGUCCUCUGUCCAGAGGAGCCAGCAAUCCCUGUGAAUUAGAUGCAACGUGCACGGGCCUGGCCUUGCAGCUUUGCUAAGAGCUUCCUUCCUGCCCCACAUCAGGAGACAGGAGGACAAAAAACAUAGAGGUAGGGGAGGGGUGCGGCAAAGUUGGUAUUUCCAAAAGUUCAUUUGAUAAAACCAUUCUUUUAGGUUGUAAACUCCAGGUGGGAGGAAACUAAAUUUGCCUUCUCCCUUGAUGGUGUCAUAUCAGGUUCUACUGGCUGGUGUUGGAAAAAAUGAAGCUCAGUGAGGAGCUUCUGCUGGAGGCUUUUUCCAGGGAAAGGAGGAAGUUCACAUCUGAGAACAUCACUGGUUAGCAGUGUCACCGCCCAGUGGCCUGGCUAGUCUUUGCCAUAUGCAGGCUAUUUUGGUCCAGUCCAUCUCUGCCAGCCCUCCUUAGACUG